This is a messenger RNA of Gadus macrocephalus (Pacific cod), 5618 nucleotides long. RefSeq names its product beta/gamma crystallin domain-containing protein 1-like. Gene Ontology annotation, molecular function: structural constituent of eye lens. The record is from RefSeq and is a predicted model, not a curated record. Gene Ontology annotation, biological process: lens development in camera-type eye; visual perception. The annotation marks the transcript as partial. The transcript is spliced from 8 exons. Lineage: Eukaryota; Metazoa; Chordata; Actinopteri; Gadiformes; Gadidae.
GCAUACCUCUAGUGACUCUAGUGUCUUCAGGAGAGUCCUGCAGAAGGGAACUCUUACUGGGAUGGGACGACAGCGGAUUGCAGCUGACCUUCAACUGUCUGGCGGGAAUCUAACUGACUGGCAUUCUCAAAACAUGUAAACUGUCGCUUUUUAGGGAUAUGCGUGAAAAAAACGUGUCUUUUGUAGCGUAAUUGAGGGUUUUUCUGCUUAGUUUUUUGGUUUAAACCAAAAACAUGUUCACAUCCUACGUAAAGAGUCUCACUGAUGUGGUUUUUCCUACGUCUGAAAGCCCAGAAGAGGAGCCGAGCCCGGGGGUCUUGGGGCGAAUCGGCAGCUGGUUCUCUCCGUGGAAGUCACAAAUCCCCAGGGAUCUUGAAAUCGAGAAUGCCACCAAAGCGAGCGAGCAGGGCCCUGUGCCAGACGCUGACGCAGCGAAGGGAGGAGCAGCGCGGGCUGAGCCUGUGAGAGAGCCCGCCGGAGGAGGCUGGCAGAGGAAGGAGGGGACAGGCGCUCGGAGCUCAGACCCAGAGCGGUCGCGCCUCUCCAGGGAUCUCUCCUCCUCCACGAAGGAGGACGCCGCCCGGUCUGCCCGCAGAGACGGCCCCUUCUGGUCCACCGACUGGGAGCCAGCAGAACCAGGGCCCAAGGAGGAGGAGUUUGUGGAUGCUAGGGAGUUUCUAGAGGGGAGGAGAGGACAGGGCUGGGAGCGGGAAGGAGGUGGCCACCGUGGGACGCCACUGACAGGAGAUCCCACUUUGGAGCACAAAGCCAGUCCUCUGACGCCUCGGUCUCGCACACGUGUGCUCGGAGCGGUGGGGAAGCUUGACGCAGUCCACAACCCGGCUCAGAGGAACGCACUCAACCACUCAGGCAAGAAGCUCCACGUGUACCUGGAGGAAGAGACAAGUGUGAUUAACAGUGGGAACAACUCCGGGCAGGAGGUGGUUCGCGUCAGACUAGAGAAGAGCUUCGAUGUUCUCGCCAAGACCAAGUCACUGGACGCUCUCUAUUCACCACGGAGCAGCGGCCCGGAGCGGCGUGAGAUCAGGAACAGGUUCUGUCUGAGUGCCCCGGUGGAUCUAGAGCUCACUGCCCCCUCAGACACCCACAGGGAGAGCCCUGAGACAGAGUCUGAGGAGACAGAUUCAGACAGGAUGGGGCGCAAAAACACCAGCCGGAGAAAGUCCAGGAAGCUGUCUCAUGGAGACGUGGAGGGAAACUCCCAAGAGAACACACCUUCCAAGGCGUGUCAGGCACUGUCAGGCUCCCCCUCAGCCUCAGGUGGAACGUUGUUGACCAUAGCUCCAGGGGUGGAGACUCACCUGGGGAGAGCAGCAGGAAACUCCGCCUCCAGUCAGGGCUUAUCUGAGGGAGGGAAAAACAAGACUUCGCCCACAGCUAUUCAUAGAGAAAUUCCUCUGGGUAAGCAGCCAAAGGGACAUUUAGGCACCGAUACUACCAGUUGUACUGGCACCAUCGUGGCUGCAGUUGAUGGAGAGGAAGACAUGGAUGAAAAAUUUAAGUUGGAGAGGAAAACUGAAACAGCAGAGUCCAAACGCAAGAGUAUUAAGGUCUCCAGAAGUGAGGUGAAGAUAUUUUCGAAGAAUGUUCUUGUAAACGCUGAUUCACAAUCUGGGCCCAGAAGUGGAAAUGUUUCAGAGAACUUUCAUUCAGGAUUAUCAAAACCUCAAGAUGCAGUCAAGGAUAAUUCUGAAACAGAGGUCCUUGCAAGAAAAGGGAACCUGGGGAUACUGGAGGAGGAACCUAAGGCCGUGAUUGCAGGUCGGAUUGCAGAUAAGAUCAGCGUCUUCGAGGGACAGAGAUUGGGGGCUGUGAAGAAGACCUUCCAUACUACAAGGAGUGCGGAUGUCUCUCCGAUCAGGGCCGCCUCUAGAUCACUAAAGGAGGAAGGCGUAGACGGAGGCAACAGGUCCAAGUCAGAGGAGCGCCUUGAUGACGGCAGGUCCAGUUCAGCUCCACCUGAGAAGGCAAGGACUGUUAAGGAACGGGCGAGAAACAUAGAGGCAUGCAAAUCCGAAAACAAAACACCAAUGUCUCCAAAGGUUGCAAUUCGAGGAAUGUCUCUAAAAACCUCCUCUGUGUCUUUGAGAGCUGUGUCAAAGCCAUCCCAACUGGACAUUCAGGACAAACAGGCUGUCAACGAGAAAACACCAACUGCACUCAUAUCCGAGAUAAGAUCCAAACACGAUGUGCCAGAUGGCACCGUUGAGGCCGUGAAGCUUUCAGGUCCUGAGCAACUGCAGGCAGACUCUGGAACUAUACACCCCAAAGAACUCACAGAGAGGAAGGAUCUACUUACGACUAAGAACAACAUUGAAUCAGAUAGACCAGUGCCUGCUGACUCUGAUGAACAUGCUAAUGAGAUUAACCCCGAGGCUAAAACAUCUAGCAAGACGGGUACCCGCUCUAAGAAGAGGAGGAGUAGAGACCUUACCAGUCCUCCGAAUGGUACGAAAUCUGACGGUUCAAACGAUAAGCCCUUGCUGACUUCCAGCCAACAGGAUAAGGAGUCUGCCAGCAUUGGGCCGUGUUCACCCGUGCUGACUCUAACAGAUCCAGGCAUGGUUCAAUCCAAUAAAUCUCUCGGUAAAACUGCUGUGGAAAAACACCACGCCACUGGUUCCACCCAGCAGGUUUCAGGCAAGACAGUACAGUCUCCAGAUAAAGAGCCGGGCUCUAAGGAUGAGGGCAGAGACCAAUUACUAAAGGGGCAGGGGGGAUUGUUGAAAUCUGUCACUAAAUAUAAAGGGCCCGAUACUGACACUUCCCAACGCAGAACAAAGCAGCCUUCUGAUGUAGGUCGUUUACCUGGGAAAAUAGACCCAGUAUCUGAUCAGAAGGGGGAAGAGGUUUCAAAGGGCAAUAGUAAAGCAGUCCCCUCCCCCACAUCCUCGAUAGUAGAACAACCGCUCAUAGAGAAACCACCAGCAGUGGAGCAAGGUGCACCAGUUGCUCCUGUUAAAUCAGAGAAGCCUCCAAAUCAGGCUGAAAGCAAAGCUAAAGGGAGUGUUAAACAACAAGUGGCAAAAACAGAGGCCAUCGAUCAAAGUGAAGAUGGAUGUAAACAGAAAAAUGUACAAUCGAAAAAGAAUGACACCAAAAAUGUUCCUCAUGUUAAGGACCAGGCCAAAGAAAACGUUCAAGAACAACAACUACCGAAGCAGCAGCAAAUUAGUGUGGAUAAGGUUACCACAAAGGGAACGGCUUCAAACAGUCGAGAGACCACCACAGACACAGAGAAAAGUAAGGCUGAGACUGGGAAAAAAGGAGGAGACAAGCCCUCCAAAAACACUUUAAACUCGGAGCCCAACCAGUCAGAGGCAAUGAAGAAAGCAUCUCCCCCAAAGCAGUCUGUUGAUAUACCUGCUCUUGUGAGGGAGUUACCCACCGCCAAAGGUGGAGGAGUGAAUGAGAGGGCGGCCCCUGCAGACACCCACACUGUGCGUGUGAGUGACAGUGAUAAGGGGCCUGUCAAACCAGCCAAGUUGCAGAGGACUACAAAUGAGUCAAAAAAGGAUUCUGCAAAAGUCAGCAACAAAGAAACAAAGGCAGCAGUGACCGCAGUGGAACUACAGUCUGAAUGUUUGCCUGUAGGAAAAACAGAGACAUUGGCUGAUGACUCACACACACAAGAAGCUGGUGGUUUAGUUGCACAAGAGGCAUUUGGUUCUGAUCUACCGGUUAAAACAGGCACGGCGGUGAAACACGUGCCUGAAAAAAAAAAAACUCUGCCUAAUGUUAAAUCUGAUGGCAGAGAAAAGCCAGAAAAGCCCAAAUCAGUUGAAAAUAUAAUUUCUCCUCACACUACCCUCCCUAAGCCUAUCAGCCAAGAUGUGGCGGAAAAACCAACUGGGAAUAAAAGCAUGACUAACAGUUCUUCAACAACAGGGGUCGAAAGCUCUCCGAAGAUAAUGACUGACCCGUCUCACGCGGCACAGCUUAAUGAUUCACAAAAGCUACACCAUACAGUGAAUACUGUCGGAUCAGCUGCUGCCACACAGGAAGUGGAGCAGAGUCCAUGUGAUAAUAAAGUUACUGUACCUAGCAUCACAAACACUAAGGAGACGGAGACAGUCGAUAAACGAAACCUUGAACAACAGGUGAUAUCUUCGCCCGUUGUUAUGGAAGAUAUCACUCUAAUAUCGCAGCCUGUCAACAAUAACCCCGCGUCAGCCUCGUGUGCGCCUGAGACUGCUAAACAAUCUGCUGGGAAAGAAAACAUUGAAAGUGGCCCAGGCUCUCCCCAGCGCUCCCCUCAGACCAGGCUGACUCUGCCAAGGGGGCUGGGAGCAGGCGACUCAUCGCCCCAGCGGGACGCCCCCUCCAGCUGGCUGGAUGUGGACUUCCCCAAGCAGAGGCUGAGGCUCCCGGAUCAGCCUCCGAGGCUGGGUUACUCCUCCAGCGAGAGCAACCUCCUGGACACGGCGGGGGAGUUGGGCGACGACGACUUUGUGGAGAAGAUCAAGAACCUCUGCGCCCCCUUCUCCAUGCCGCCGCGCAAACACAGCCACCUGCGGCCGCCGCAGCCCCCGUUCGCCAUGCCCGCCAUCAGGGAGGACCGCUUCGAGAAGACCUUCGACCCCGAUCAGUUCCAGUUUGGGCUGAGGAAGAAAACGGCCAAAUCGGGCCCCAGUCUGCUGGCCAAGCUCCAGAGCAACGAGACCAAAGCCAGCCUGAAGCCCGCCAGGGCUAGCAUAGCGGACCGGUGCAUCCUGCUCAAUAGCAUGGACUCGCGCUCCCGGCUCAGGGAGAGGCGCUUGGCCCACGAGGAGAAGGAGGAAGGGGAGGAGGAGAGGACAACGACAUCAAACGAAAAGGAAGAGAAGAAAGAGGAGACCAAGGUGAGGUCUCGCUUGGAGGGAAGCAGCAUCCUCAGCAGCCUGAGUGCUUCCAGUGCCAGAGGGAAGAGAACCGGUCUGGAGGCCCUCCCCCUCUCUGGGGUUGCAACAUCUAGCGAAGGCCCCCAGAAUGGCCUGUCCCCUGGAGCUUCUGCACCACUCCUGCCUAGCCCUACCUCCCCAGCUCCAUUGGCUGAGGUCUUGGGCAGCCACCACCCAGCGGCUCUUGCUGACAGUAGUGGCACCCAGGCCGGGCAGGAUCUGGUCGGUGAGUCAGCUCCACUGCUUCCCUCCUUUAACGACAUCAAGCUGCCCGACUAUUUGGAGAAGAACCUCCCUCGAGAAGGCGAAGCAGGAAGGGAACAAGUCAACCCAGAGAAGCCGGGGGUCGUGAUGUCAUCAGCAGCCCUCGAGGUUGCAAAAGAAAUGAAGAAAGAGCCCGGGCUCCCGGUCGCUGGUGGAAUGCUGCCAUGUCUACCUGCAACCCCCGCAGUCCCACCCCCUGCACAAACCAAGCCCGCUGCGCCCUCCCGGCUUCCCCCAACAAAGCCGCUACCACUCCCACAUGGGAUGCACACUGCUGAUACCGGAGUCCCAAAAGGACCUCACAGGCGUCCAGGAAAGAUGGUGCUGUUUGAGAAGGCUCCGUUCGGCGGCCAGGCCUACGAGGUGUUCAGAGACCUCGAGGACGCCACCGCUCUGCAGCUCUCGCCCGUCAUCUCGGUCAGGGUCGUCCGGGGCUGCUGGAUCCUCUAUGAG